Guillardia theta CCMP2712 is the source of this 1626-nucleotide messenger RNA. RefSeq lists its product as hypothetical. The record is from RefSeq and is a predicted model, not a curated record. Gene Ontology annotation, cellular component: cytosol. The transcript is spliced from 3 exons. NCBI's taxonomy places the organism in Eukaryota, Cryptophyceae, Pyrenomonadales, Geminigeraceae. Gene Ontology annotation, molecular function: protein kinase A regulatory subunit binding. The coding region runs from base 1 to 1626 and encodes 541 amino acids.
AUGACGCUGAAUGAGUCAACUGACCUGGGUGUGCUCAGUGCGCCAAGUCCAGGGGAUGGUCGAGUUACGAACAGGUCUUUCAAAGUGCAGGAUGUGUAUGACACUGAUAACACUGGCGCAUGUUGCCGGCAGAACGGAUGCAACCAUUGCAAGAAACAGCUCGAAGACAAGGUUCAGGAACCAACUGUCAAUCAAGUCCAACAGCGAAAGUCAAAGGUCAAGCAGGGACAGAGGUCUGCCUCAGCGCCUGGGUUGGAAGGUGGAGGAUCAGCUGGGGUCGAGCAGGCCUCAGCUGAUCACGCCACUUCAUGGAUGGACCAGAUCAUCAUGCACGUCACGACUUACGGACCAUGCAGCUUGACGGAGCUUGGCAUGCUGGUUCCGAGACCGCCUGGAGAAAGGAGAAAGCUAUCUGAGAGCGUUCGCAGCGAUGCUCGCUUGAGGUUGACGGAGACGCUGGAGGUGUCGCUGAGCAGCUCUGGAGGCAUGAGAGAGGGAGACAGGCAUCGGAUGCUGCAGAGCAUACGGCGAUGCCGGCCAGGCGGAGCUGAGAUCGAAGCCAAACCUCAAGGGAAAGUAGGAGGAGCCCAGCAUGAGGGACAAAUAGGAAGUGGAAUGAAGGAGCUGCAAAGAACAGCCGAGCAAGUGCCAAGAACGGAGUCGGACAAGAAGACUUUUGCUUCGGUCUCAGGGGACAGCAUGGCAAGGGUUGAUGGAGGAGUUGGAAGCAGUGCAGGAGCAGGAGCAGGUGCAGGAGCAGGAGUCUCUGCGAGACUAGCAGGAAGUGGCAAGGAGGGCUUCGCCGGAAAGGUCAUGCUGCAAAGAAUGGAUGUCAGAGGUAGAGGCUACGGUAGCUCAUAUGAAGCAAGGAGAGUGGGAGAAGCAGCUCCCCAACAUGUCAAGAAAUGGACUCACUUUGUUUCGUUGCCGAUCGUUAAUCCAUGCGUCUUGGAGCGAGUUGCCCAGAUCCAGCAGAGGUUUACAGCAGCACACCCGACGAUGAAAGACGGAAUGAGCAAACUUACCAAGCUGCACGUGACCCUUGCUGUAUUAAGAUGUGCCGACGACGAUGCUGUGUCACGAGUACGUCAGGCCCUGCAGGCAAGAGCCCAAGAUAUUGUCGAGUGUAUGAAGGAUAGGAAGGGCACGGCGGUGUGCUGUCUCAAGCUCCAAGGCCUCUCCAUGUUCAGCAACAGGUACCCAGUUCUCUGGAUCAAGGUUCUGCACGAUGGCUUCUUACCAAGCAUCUCAUGUAUCGUGCGUGAGGCCGUGAAGAGCUCUGGAACAGGUGUCACGCUGGAGAUGAAGGCAUCCAAUUUUCACAUAACUAUAUGGAAGAGUAGCAAGAUGGGGGUCCCAAUGGUGGAUUCAUCGACACUUCUGAGUUCACUUGUCUACAAGGAAAAUGCAUGUGCGAAUUUUGGAGAAGAGAAUCUAGUAGCGGUUCAUCUUUGUGCCAUGACCAAGGAAGUGGAGGAAGGAGAGGGACACUUGUACAAGGUGGAUGGUUUCAUCAGAAUUACCUUGUCCUACACCUGUCUGCCUUCAGUCGUCACCUGGAACUCAAACCAUGCAAAAGACUACCAGAAGACCAACAAGUCUGAGCCGUACAAGAUACAAGGGUGA